Molecule: messenger RNA, 1740 nt
Organism: Parascedosporium putredinis
Lineage: Eukaryota; Fungi; Ascomycota; Sordariomycetes; Microascales; Microascaceae
Source: the annotation of a GenBank genome assembly
AUGGUCGUCCACGGGCGUGUCGGCCCGCGCCCCCGCGGAAAUACCAGCCUGCUUCACAACGUCCAGGACAAAGUCGAGGGCCUGUUCGAGACCCGCGCCGGCGGCCUGCCCAUGUACAAGGACAAGCCCUACACGUAUGGAGCGUCGCGAAAAAUACGGCCCAUGUGGCGCCGGAGGAGGGUGUUGGCCUUUUUGGGGCUGGCGGCCCUCUUGACCCUCAUGUAUCUGAACGGCGCCUUUUCUCGCGAUCGGGAAGGCGAAAAGGGCUCCGUCUGGGGGCUCGGGUCGUUUAACGAGGCGCCAAAGGGCAAGGUCGAUUGGGAGAAGCGGAGGCAACAUGUCGUCGAUGCCUUUGAAAAGAGCUGGGAUGCCUACGAGAGAUAUGCAUGGGGUUACGACGAAUUCCACCCCGUUUCCAAGGGAAAGAGGCAAAUGGCCAAAGAUGGCCUCGGUUGGAUCAUUAUCGAUUCCCUCGACACCAUGAUGCUGAUGAACCAGACCAAGAGGCUGAGCCAUGCCCGAGAAUGGCUGCAGCAGACCCUGACCUGGGACCAAGACCAAGACGUCAACACGUUCGAGACGACGAUCCGAAUGCUCGGCGGGCUCCUUUCCGCCCACUAUCUCUCUACCGAGUUCCCCAACAUGGCCCCCGUCCCCGAAGAUGCCGGGGGUGAAGACCUCUAUCUGGAGAAGGCCAAGGACCUUGCCGACCGCCUGAUCGUGGCCUUUGACUCCCCUCCGACCGCGACCCUCCAGCUCGAGUUCAAGUACCUGGCGAAGCUCACCGGCGAAAAGUUUUACUGGGACAAGGUCGAGAAGGUGAUGCAGGUCAUCGACGAUAACGGGACCGAGGACGGGCUCGUACCCAUCUUCAUCUACCCUGAUUCCGGCAAAUUCAAGGGCCGCAACGUCCGGCUCGGCAGCCGCGGCGAUUCGUACUACGAGUACCUCAUCAAGCAAUACCUCCAGACGAACAAGGCCGAGCCCAUCUACGAGGAGAUGUGGACCCAGGCCCUCGACGGCGUGCGCCGCCACCUCGUCACGUACACGGAACACUCGGGCUUCACCAUCAUCGCCGAGCGGCCAGAGGGCCUCGACGCCCCGCUUUCUCCCAAGAUGGACCACCUCGCGCGCAAGCUCGCCACCUGGACGCGCAAGGACGAGGAGGACAUGAAGCUCGCCGCCGAGCUCACGCAUACCUGCUGGGCUACGUACAAGUACAUGGCCACCGGCCUCGCCGCCGAGAUCACCCACUUCAACGUCAACAAGCCCCCGCUCUCCGAGGGCGCCGCCCACCCGACCCCGCCUUCCACCCUCGACGGCGCCGACCUGGACGCGCCCUGGCGCGCCGACUUCAUCGUCAAGCCGGCCGACGCGCACAACCUCCAACGCCCGGAGACGGUGGAGAGCUUGGUGUACAUGUGGCGCAUCACCAAGGAUGUCAAGUACCGCGAGUGGGGCUGGGAGAUGUUUAUGAGCUUCAUGGACCACACCGCCGUGGAGGACGGCGGCUUCAGCAGCUUGACCAACGCGAACACGCUUCCGCCCGUCUCUCGCGAUAACAUGGAGAGCUUUUGGUUGAUCGUCUUCAACACCGAAGCCCAUCCCUUGCCGCGCUUCGAGAUGGGCCGACUCUUUUCCACUGGUUGGAACCGCAAGCCCCGCGACCGAUUCGGCAAGAUUGUCCAGACCGCCGGCGCCGAGGGCACCGAGGGCACCGAGACCCAGGGCGGGGCCUAA